This is a messenger RNA of Bolinopsis microptera, 2475 nucleotides long. RefSeq names its product procollagen-lysine,2-oxoglutarate 5-dioxygenase-like. The transcript is spliced from 13 exons. Gene Ontology annotation, molecular function: iron ion binding; procollagen-lysine 5-dioxygenase activity; L-ascorbic acid binding. Lineage: Eukaryota; Metazoa; Ctenophora; Tentaculata; Lobata; Bolinopsidae. Bases 1 to 2262 code for a protein of 753 amino acids. Gene Ontology annotation, cellular component: endoplasmic reticulum. Gene Ontology annotation, biological process: peptidyl-lysine hydroxylation. The record is from RefSeq and is a predicted model, not a curated record.
AUGUUACUCCUGUGGCUAAGUCUUGUAGCAGGAGUUCAGGGGUUGAUCCCUGUAGAUAAUGAUGUUGAGCCUGAGUAUGCGGUCGCUACUGAUGAUGACGAGUCCACACCUAGUGAUUACUUUGUUAUCUUCACUGUUGCCACUGAGGAAAAUGAUCCCUUCCAGAGAUAUGUUAGAUCUCUGAAAAUCUUUGACAUGGACCAACAUCUACAGACGUUAGGAAUGAACGAGAAGUGGCUGGGAGGAGACAUGAAUUACCCAGGAGGAGGAUUUAAAGUUAACCUGCUCAAGAAAGCCAUGGAGCAGUACAAAGAAGAGGAUGACAUGAUUGUGAUGUUUACUGACAGUUACGAUGUUAUCUUCCUGGCUGACAGAGAGGAAAUUGUGGACAAUUUUAAAUCAACUGGUGCCAACUUCUUGAUAAGUGCUGAGAACUAUAUCUGGCCGGACCAGAGUCUUGAGAGUCAGUACCCCGAUAUAAAGGGUAAGAAAUACCUCUGUUCUGGUAUGAUGAUGGGCUAUGCUACAACCUUCUGGGCUAUCUUGAACUACAAGGAGAUCGAGAACACUUUUGAUGACCAGCUCUACUACACCCACGUCUACCUUGAUCCUAACUUCCGGGAAAAACACAAGAUACAACUGGAUGGAACUAGCAAGAUAUUCCACAAUCUUCACGGUGCAGAGAGGGAGAUAGAUUUCGGAUUUGGGUCCAAGAGAGUGACCAACUGGGAACAGGGCACCCAACCGCAGGUCCUGCAUGGAAAUGGCCCGACUAAACUUUCCCUGAACAGAUUUGGGAAUUAUCAUCCCAAAGUGUUUGAUCCAACGGAGGGGUUCAAGGGAAAGUGUAUGGUUUGUGAUGAAAAAGAAGGUACUAUCAAUGUUGAAGACACUGAAAACCUGCCAACGAUUCUUACAACUAUGUUUAUCACAGAACGGACUCCGUUCAUUGAUUACUUCGUCAACAAGACCUUCACACAAAACUACCCACCUGAGAAAUGGCACGUUAGGAUUUACAACAGAGUCUGGGGACACGCCGAUCAUAUUCAGGAACUUGUAAAUUAUCACGUAACAAACGGGGACAAGAAGUUUGCCAGUUUCGAGUUAAAGCAGCCUAAGGAGACGAUCAGUAAGAAAAUAUCAGACCUUUACCAAGAAGGAAUGUCGACAUGUGCCGAGCUGGAAUGUGGUUUUUACUUUGUAAUGGACAGCGUCAUAACGCUGACUGACGACAACGUCUUGAAGGAUCUUAUUCAUUGGAACAAGAGUGUCAUUACAACUCAGCUCACCCAACCAGGCCAGUACUGGAGUAAUUUCUGGGGAGACGUGAGCAAAGACGGAUUUUACAAACGAUCUACUGAUUACUUUAAUAUGGUUAAACGAGAGAGGCUUGGGUUGUGGAAUGUGGCGUUUGUCAAUCACUUGGUCGCUAUCCGUGGAGAUGUUAUUAAGGAUAAGAAAGUGAGCUACGUAAACACAAAAUAUGACGACAGUAAUUAUGAUGUAGGAUUUAACUCGAAUGCCAGGAAAAACAACGUCUUCCUCUACAUGGUUAACCUCAAGGAACACGGACAUCUCAAGCGAAUGGAGAACUACACUUCACAUCGUGUUCACAACGACUUGUGGCAGAUCUUCACCAACACCCUGGACUGGAAACUAAACUACAUCCACCCCGACUUCGAUAAAUACCUUACCAAAACGAGACCUGAGUUCCCGCAACCCUGCCCUGACGUGUACCACUUCCCUCUUCUAUCCACCAAGUUCUCCUGGCACAUAAUCCACGAACUUGAGAGCAUGCCUGGAGACAUAUUUGCUGGAUCUGGUAAAACUGAUGAUAAGAGACUGCAGGGAGGGUACGAGAAUGUUCCUACUGUCGACGUUCAUUUUACUCAAAUAAACUUCCAGCAAGAGUGGAUGAAACUGCUGCGAGACUAUGUAGCUCCCAUUCAGCGUCUAGUAUUUGAAGGUUACUCCUUCCACGGUAACGCACUGCUAAGUUUUGUGGUUAAGUACCACGAAGAAGGCCAGAGAGAGCUGCGUCCCCACCAUGACCACUCCACUUUUACCACCAACACUGCUCUCAACAGACAGGGUAUUGAUUAUCAGGGUGGUGGCAGCUAUUUUAUCAGACAGAACUGUCUCGUCAGAGAUGUUGAUAUUGGUUGGACUCUGAUGCAUCCCGGAAGAUUAACCCAUUAUCAUGAAGGAAAGCCAAUUACUCAAGGUACACGGUAUAUCUUAGUUAGCUUUAACGACCCCUAAACAAUCACGGAAUUACUUUAGCAGAUUUACUGAUGAUUGAAUUGAAACAGAACUUAACAACUUAGAUAAUGAUAUCUCUCUGCCAAAUAUUUGAUACAGUCAUGAAUUAGGGUUUUUUUAAUUUAAUUGCACAGUGUUAAUUGUUAUAUGAAAUCGGACCAAAAGGGAUUCAUUAAGAUAUUGUUUUUUCCGAAUUAUGCUACUUUUAAUCUA